Ilex paraguariensis (yerba mate) is the source of this 363-nucleotide messenger RNA. The record is from the annotation of a GenBank genome assembly. NCBI's taxonomy places the organism in Eukaryota, Viridiplantae, Streptophyta, Magnoliopsida, Aquifoliales, Aquifoliaceae.
AUGGAAGUAGCAGAUCUGGGUAAAGCUCCACCGCUCAGUGAAGAUCUGUCCAUGGAAGUACCAGAUUUGUCCAUCUUUAAUGGAGUCCCAGCUGAGGAACGGCUGCAUUGGCGAUCUUUCUUAGUUAAGUUGGGGGCUGAUAAUCUUAAAGGUCUCAAAAUUGAAGAGCUCCUCGUUGCUUGCCACAAAUCUGUCUAUAUUGUUUGCACAGUGCUUGGGGAUGUCAGCAUUUAUGUUGUUGGCAAGGAUGAGUAUGAUGAGCUUGCCUCUGUGAAGGAUGUGUGUGGGAAACCUCCAACUAAACACCUUUUCCUGGAUAAAUGUGGAAAGAUUUGCAUGUGUCUGGAUGAGAUUGCAGGGAAG